Messenger RNA from Plasmopara halstedii, 357 nucleotides. Its product is annotated as Chromo domain/shadow. The record is from RefSeq and is a predicted model, not a curated record. Bases 1 to 357 code for a protein of 118 amino acids. Lineage: Eukaryota; Oomycota; Peronosporomycetes; Peronosporales; Peronosporaceae. The transcript has 3 exons.
AUGAAAGGAGACAAGCUGAUGGUGCGAUGGGUGGGACUUUUUCGCAUUAUACAAGAACUCCUCACCAGUUUCCUAAUCGAACACUUGCUGACGAAGGAAACGUUUGAUGUUCACGUGAUCCGACUAAAACAUUACGCGGAUGACAUGCUUAGUGUGACAGAGGAGCUAAAGCAUCACGAAUGGGAGUUGCUUGUUGGUUGGCAUGGGCUUGAAGACGCAGAAGAUUCAUGGGAAUCAAUGGGCAGUAUCGUGAAGGCAGUUCCAGAUAUUGUGAAGGCAUUCGUCGAGACUCAAGUCUUGGGGGAAGAGUGGACGGAUGUCCAGGUAUCAGACCUGACAACACCCUACAGUGGGUAA